Molecule: messenger RNA, 1929 nt
Organism: Spodoptera littoralis (African cotton leafworm)
Lineage: Eukaryota; Metazoa; Arthropoda; Insecta; Lepidoptera; Noctuidae
Source: the annotation of a GenBank genome assembly
AUGUUGUUGUUAUUGAUUAUUGCGUUGUCGUGUUUGUCAUUAUGUGAAGUGAAAGCCAAAGAGGUCAACAAAUCAGUGAUACUAAACAUGCAUCAUAAGAAUUUCCGUGAAAUAAAAACAAUUUUGAAAAAAGUCAAUGAAAAGCUACAGGAUAUUGGGCAACUGAUGAAAGCAAAUAAAGAGGUAGCGACAUUGCCAGUGUUCGCACCUCCUGCACUAAGAGAUGGGAUGAAAGAAAAACAAAAUAAAAACGUCUCUUCCGACUUAAGUUCGCCAAACAAAACAAAACCUAAUUCACUUGGGAAUAGAGAAAAUUCUUCAACAACAUCUCCAUCAUUAACCACAUCACCAAAUAUAACAUCAACAUUCCACGCGUCUAGUGCAAAAUUAAAACAAAAUAAAUUAUCUGAGAAUAUAGGGAGGAGCGAUCGAGAGACUACCUCUCCGACUGUAGUGUCUACUGUUAAAAAUAAUUCUACAAUUUCACAUAUAACACUUCUUGCUAAGACAACCGCAUCACAUCUUGCUCAGACAACUGCUAAGUCUUCUGUGCCUGUAUUGCGGGAUGAUAAUCAUGAACUCGUUUCAGAUCCUGGCGCCUCACUAGAGUCACAGUCGAGGGCAGAACUACUAGAGAACUAUUAUCGCCUGCUAGAAGAAUAUAAUGAAGGUUAUCUAGUGGUGUUUUUGAUGGAGCUGUCCAGACUAGUCGCUGUCAAGGAUGUAGAAGACGUCCACAUCAUACUACGACAUAUGGAACCAAUACUUCAUGAGAUGCUGAAAUCAAAGAAGCUGGGCUGGUUCGGACACCCAACAACGCAUGUGAUGAUACAAUUUGGGCUUUUUGUCUCAGACGGACCUAUUCAACUUGUGCGAAACUACUCAGGAAUGGUAUAUCACAUGAUGAGGCUACGGAACACGUCCCUGGACAGCGAUGUGAACUCCAUCAUCGAUUACGCCGACAUACUGUACGAGGAUGCAGAGGGAAGGCUGCUGUUUGAAGCUCUUCGAGAUUUUGAGGCUUAUCCUGAUGUGUCAAAAACAAGUACAGAAGUCUGUCAGGGUCUGGUAGACAGUUUCUUCGCUCCGUACCGUCGUCUGUUGAAGUCAGAGAGAAGACAGAAUCUUCUGGACGCCAUCAACUACUUGCUGAAGACCAGGUUUCCGAGGAGGAAGUCCAAUGAUGACGACAUCAUCCCGUUUAUAAUGAAUGGUCCAAACCACAUUUUCGAACAUCACAACCAUAAAUAUGGUUCCAAAGUAGACGCUAAAAUCGCUUCCCUCCGUUCUUCAAAAAACAAAUAUCCAACCAGUGAAGACUACCUACUUACCCGUACAAGAGAGAGGCAAUCCAAGCAUAGAAUUAAUUUAAAGAAGAAGACCACAGAAGAUAUCAGAAAGACUACAAAAGAAAAAGAUAUUCAAGGACUUACCUUGUCAAGCUACUUACAAACUAGCUCUCUAAAGCCUCGAUUUAAAAAAGUGUAUGAAAAAUACCAUGAGACCGAAAAGACCAGAAGUUCUUUUAAUUCCGGGGAACUGAUUGAGAAUAAAGUAGUUCGAUCUGGGAGAAAUAAUGAAAUGGAGGAGACACAUGGCCAGUCAUUCCUGAAGCAAGUUAGGGCACAUUUGUCGAAAUCAAAUCUGUUUAGGACGAAUGAUAACAAGAUGAAGGUGAAACAGAAGAUACUGAAGGAAAUCGUCGAGGGUUCUAGUUACAGUGACGAAGAAGAGUCGUUGCAGAAGAAUUUGAUCAAAGCGCUACAGAAUUACAAUAAGGGUAGACAUCAUAAAUAUGUUGGUACAACGAUGAGUCAAGUGACACCAGGUACAAUAUCAUCUAGAAAGCAAUAUUUGAAUCUGACGAAACAGUCUGGGGUCAAGUUUAAGAAGUUUAUAUCUCUCGUUAGAGGCGGCUUCUUGAGAUAG